Rhizoctonia solani is the source of this 4701-nucleotide messenger RNA. RefSeq names its product Retrotransposable element Tf2 protein. The record is from RefSeq and is a predicted model, not a curated record. Lineage: Eukaryota; Fungi; Basidiomycota; Agaricomycetes; Cantharellales; Ceratobasidiaceae. Gene Ontology annotation, biological process: DNA integration. Gene Ontology annotation, molecular function: nucleic acid binding; zinc ion binding. Bases 1 to 4701 code for a protein of 1566 amino acids. The transcript is spliced from 2 exons.
AUGGCUACCCGCUCCAGGACAGCCUCUCAAGCCCAAUCCCCCUUUGAUCAGGGAUACAUGGAACCCGCACUUCCGCCAACCACCUCUGUUGAAUAUGGCAAGGUAUCCCUUGAACGAGUCACACAGCUCCUCCUUGGCCUCCUUGGCCAAGUCAAACGCCUUGAGCAAGAAAUUGCCAAGAUCAAGGAAGCUGGAAUCAAGACCCGGACAAACGUCAAAAACAUCUCCCAAACUGUCAAUGUUGUCAAGGAUGGGCUCAGGUCCCUUCAAUCCCAUGGUCCCCGCACACCCAAAGGACCCCAAGCCAAGGCUGUGGAAGAAACGCCACGCCCCCUACCAAAAACCAAGCCUAUUGGAUCGACUAGUGGGGUCCCCUUCUGGUCAGAAGCACCCAAGGUCCUCCCCGGUUUGGCCCAGCCAACCCCAAGAAGAGUCGCUCCCCCGCAAGUCCCAUCUCCCCCUACAUCUCUGCGUCUCCAAUCCCCGAUUGGAGCACCUGCCCCUCUCCCUCCGGCUCCAACAGCCCACUACCCCGCUCCGGUCAAGGUUGACCACCCCGAUGCCUACACAGGCAAAAUAGGAAGCGAGGCAAAACAGUGGCUAACCAGGAUGCUGGCCUGGACCCGCCUUAACUUGCGGAUGUUCCCGACCAAUCAGGAGGUCCUAUCCUUCCUCCUGAUGAACAUGAAGGACUCCGCCGGGGCAUGGGCCCAUCCACACCUUGACCAGCUUGGAUCACACCGGGCUAUCAUUCAAACGGUCAAGGGCUUCAAGCUGGAAUUCCUGGCAGCAUUUGGCAACCCUGACGCCACAAGGGCCGCUGAACGGAAGAUCACCACCCUAACCCAGUCCGGCACCUGCGCGGACUAUAUCACAAAGUUCAGGACCUUGGCCAUGGAACUGGACUGGAACAAUGCGGCCCUUCAAGGCCAGUUUGCCCGUGGCCUCCAUUGGGAGGUCAGCCGUCAAAUUGCAACCCGCAAACACCGUCCCCGUACCCUCUUAGAGCUGCAAAAUGCAGCACUUGUCAUCAAUAACGCCCUCCGUGAGGAGCGUGCUAGCCACCCACCAAAGGAUAGUAAGCCUAGCAGACCAACUAACCCCGCAAGGGGGACAAGUACCGGCCAGUCAAACACCGGUUCUAAGAAGCUCUCCGACGACCCAAACUUUGUGUCGGAAGAAGAACAAAACCGCCGCCGCACCGCCGGCGCUUGCAUCAAGUGCGGCAAAAUGGGUCACAAGUUUGCGGAAUGCCGCACGGGCUGGAAGGCCACCCCUAUUGAGGAAAAGGGGAAGGCCAAGGAAACCGCCAAGAUUGGCGAAUACUCCAAGUACCAGUCGGGAAAAGAAAUUUCCCCCCUGUUCACAAUUUCGAUUAAACCAGAGAAACAAGCGGAACACUUAGAAGUCCUGAUAGACUCAGGCGCCACAUUGUCAUUCCUUCACCCCCGUACUGCCAAGGCAUUACGCCUACCUCUCAUAGACCUUCCAACGCCCUGUACUGUUACCAUGCUCGAUGGGUCGAGCCCCCAGGCUGGCAAAAUCUGGAAAAAGGCAUCACUAACCUUUACCUUUGAUGGCAAGAAGAUGACGGAAACAUUCCUCAUAUGUAACACUGGAAACCACCCAGCCAUCCUAGGCCUAAAAUGGCUAGACGCCCAUAACCCGGAAAUAGAUUGGAACUUGCAAACCCUCUCAUUCCCUCACAGGCCCCCGGAACAUGUAGCCAUUGCCAAAGAGGAGGAAGCUGACAAGAAUCCCCUUGAAGGAGUACCCUCCAAGUACCACCAAUACGCAAAGGUAUUUGGAGAGGAAGAAUUCAAUAAACUCCCACCUCACAGGCAUUACAACAUUGGGAUAGAACUUACCAAAGAAGGCCCACUGAACUCCCCUUUGUACAGCAUGACUGACGCCGAGUCCACCACACUCAAGGACUGGCUCAGGGACGAGCUCAAAGCUGGAAAGAUCCGCCCCAGCAAGUCACCUAUUAGCUCCCCCGUUAUGUUUGUACCCAAAAAGGAUGGCUCCCGUUGUUUGGUUGUAGACUACCGCCGCCUCAAUAACCGGACCAAGAAGAACGUAUACCCCCUACCUUGUCCAGACAACCUCAUGGCCCAGCUCCGUGGCGCCAAGGUCUUCACCAAGUUAGAUCUAAGAUGGGGUUACAACAAUGUCCGCAUUAAAGAAGGUGACGAGUGGAAAACAGCGUUCCGAACCAAGUACGGCCUCUACGAGUCCCUGGUCAUGACCUUUGGCCUGACAAAUGCCCCAGCUGCCUUUCAGCAUUUCAUGAAUGAACUGUUCAAAGACUUACUGGACGUAUGCGUCAUCAUCUACCUUGAUGACAUCCUAAUUUACUCCAAGGAUGACGCAUCCCACACAAAGCACGUUCAUGAAGUCCUAAAGCGGUUAAUGGAUAACCAGUUAUUCUGCAAGGCAUCGAAAUGCACCUUUCACGUUACCUCUGUUGAAUACCUAGGGAUUAUUGUCUCCAAUAAGGGUUUUAGUCUGGAUAAGCUCAAAAUCCAGGCAAUACAAGAAUGGCUGGUGCCCACUAAAGUCAAGGAAGUUCAAUCAUUUCUGGGAUUUGCCAAUUUCCUUUGUCGCUUUGUUGCCAACUUUAGUCACAUGGCUAGGCCGCUACACAACCUAGUCAGGAAAGACACUCCCUGGAAAUGGGACAUCAAGGAACAAGAGGCCUUCCAGGGAUUAAAGGAUGCUAUUACCAACGCACCAGUACUAUGUCAUGCGGAUCCAUCCAAACCCUACUUCCUGGAAACAGACGCUUCAGGGGCAGCACUAGGCUCCGUACUCAGCCAGCGUCAGGAAGACGGCCGCCUUCAUCCACUAGGUUUCCUAUCUGAGUCAUUCAAGGGGGCCAAACAGAACUACGACACCCAUGACAAAGAACUGCUAGCUAUCAUCCGUUCCUUUGAGUAUUGGCGUAUCUUCUUGGAAGGGACUGCUCACCCUGUCACUGUGUUUACCAAUCACCGCAACCUGGAAUACUGGAAGGAGUCCCAAACAUUUAACCGUUGCCACGCUAGGUGGCACCUACUGUUAGCAGGCUAUAACUUCCAAAUUGUUUACCGCCCUGGGAAGCAAUUGGGGAAACCUGACGCCCUUUCACAACGCUCUGACCACGCCGACAUUCCACCCACUAACCAAACCAUGCUUCCCGACACCAUAUUUGCCAACGUAGCCUUAAUCACGCCGGAAAAGGAGUUGCAACGCCAGAUUGAAUCGUCACUCAAUCAAGACGAGUCUUUGGAAGAAAUCCUACAGUUCUUACAUAACCAGUCCAAAGCCCCGCCUUCCAUCAAACGCGCGUUUAAGGAUUACAAAAUGGAGGCAGGUCUACUGUUCUAUCAAGGACGCAUUGUAGUCCCUGAUGCGGGCUCUCUGAGAACGGAUCUACUCCGGAUAUUCCACAAUAGUCCCCUGGCAGGGCACCCUGGCAGACAACGCACCCUAGAACUAGUUUCGCGCAACUACUACUGGCCAGGCAUGCGAGCAGAUACAUACUGGCACGUGGACUCCUGUGAAACUUGCCAACGAAUCCGAAAGCCAAAAUACGCCUCCAUUCCCCCACAGCCACUUGAACUCCCAUCCAGACCAUGGCAACACGUCUCCUAUGACAUGAUUGUGGAUUUGCCUAGGGAUGGAAACAAUGACUCCAUCCUAGUCAUAGUGGAUAGCUUUACUAAAUACGGUAUCUUUGUUAAAUGCUCCAAAAAACUCAAGGCACCUGAACUUGCGGAGCUGUUCCUGGAACAUGUAUGGAAACGUCAUGGGAUGCCGGAAAAGACUAUAUUGGAUAGGGGCAGGGUUUUCAAUAACAAGUUCUUACGGGCCCUGUACAAGCAAUUAGGCAUUGAUCCUCACUUCUCCUCCGCCUAUCACCCCCAGAGCGACGGACAAACGGAACGGGUAAACCCCUCUAUUGAACAUUUUCUGAGGGCUUACUCCAGCAUCAAUCAAAGGGACUGGACGAGAUGGCUCCCAAUGGCGGAAUUUGCGUACAACAACGCCGUACAUAGCAGUACGGGGAAAACUCCGUUCAAAGCCUUAUAUGGAUGGGAACCUUCCCUAACCCCGUCCAACGUACCAACAGACGUCCCGGAAGCCAAUGAGCUAGCUCAGACAAUGGAAGCCCAGUGGAGGGAAGUAGGAGCGGCACUCCGGCAAUCUAAGACAAGAAUGACCGCCGGAGAAGAAGGAAGCCCAACCACAUUUGAAAUAGGAGAAGAAGUGUGGCUUGAUGCCAAAAACGUUAACCUCAAAACCUUGAGCCCCAAACUAUCAGAACAACGCUUGGGACCCUUCAAAGUUUCUGAGAGGAUCUCUGACCAAGCAUACCAACUUGAACUCCCCCCAACUAUGCGUAUCCACAAUGUCUUCUAUGUGGGGCUGUUAUCAAAGGUCAGAAAAGAUGACAAACGCGCCUUUGAGAAUCGCCCUCCUCCAGUCACUGUGGACAGAGAGGAAGAAUACAAAGUAGAAGGGAUAACAGACAUGGAAGAAAGAAACGGAAAAUGGUUCUUCAGAGUCAAAUGGAAGGGCUAUGGGUCAGAAGAAAAUACGUGGGAACCCCAGGAAAACCUCAAAAACGCGGGAAAAAUUUUGAGGAAGUUUGAAGAAGAAAUGAGAAAGAAGGCCCUUGGCGCUGCCAAGGCCCUUAGAGGGGGGGCAGUGUUGUAG